AUGGCAUCAUCAUCAGAGAAGAAGGUCACUCUCAAGAGUAACGACGGUCAGACCUUUGAGGUCGAACAUGCAAUUGUCUUGGAAUCGCAAACGAUCAAGCAUAUGAUUGAGGAUUGUGCCGAUGAUGAAAUCCCUAUUCCAAAUGUAACCGGUACAAUCUUGGCGAAGGUCAUUGAGUAUUGCAAGAAGCAUGUCGAAGCUUCUAAUGAUAAACCCUCUAAUGAUGAUCUUAAGAAAUGGGACGAGGAUUUCGUGAAGGUUGAUCAAGCUACUCUCUACGAUCUCUUCUUGGCUGCACACUAUUUGGACAUCAAGAGUCUUUUGGAUCUUAUAUGCCAAACUGUUGCUGAUAUGAUAAAGAAUAAGACGCCCGAGGAGAUUCGCAAGACUUUUAACAUUAUCAAUGAUUUUAGUCCCGAGGAAGAGGAAGAAGUUCUUCGCGAACUUGCAUGGGCUUUUGAUUAA
Messenger RNA from Trifolium pratense (red clover), 465 nucleotides. RefSeq names its product SKP1-like protein 1A. Gene Ontology annotation, cellular component: nucleus; cytoplasm. Gene Ontology annotation, molecular function: cullin family protein binding. The transcript has a single exon. The record is from RefSeq and is a predicted model, not a curated record. Bases 1 to 465 code for a protein of 154 amino acids. Gene Ontology annotation, biological process: SCF-dependent proteasomal ubiquitin-dependent protein catabolic process. Lineage: Eukaryota; Viridiplantae; Streptophyta; Magnoliopsida; Fabales; Fabaceae.